AGAAGUAUGUUGUGCAGAGAAGUCUGGGGAGCGGUAGAACCAGUUCCUCGGAGACAAAGAGCGAGCUGACACCUCAGCCAGGUGUAAACAAGACCCAUGGAUUGCUACCUGCUAAGUGGCUGUUCUUUGGCAGGGGCAAAAAUUUGACGUCUUAGCAAAGAACCAGCAUGAAGUUCCCACCCACACAGACAUCCUGGUGCCUCGCUCCCAGCGGGAAAUGCUUCUCAAAGGGGGACAGGACUAUAAAAAGGAAGGGGCAGACCCCCCAGCGACCCCUCUCUCUUUCCCUGCCCAUUGCAUUCACUGCACCUGAAGCGACAAAGGUGGCGUUUGUUGGAUCUGGAGGAAGGGUCCUGCCCUGAAGAGGUUGGUCAGUCAGGCCGCAGAAAGCACCUGGAGCCCAGCUGAAACUGGCAACGGCCCCAGGAGCCAGCCCCUGCCCGUGGAGCCCGGCUGCCAUGAGAUGCUUCCCAAAGCGCCUGCUCGCCGUUGCCCUGACGCUCCUGGCCCUGCUUCUGUUCCUUAGCACCCGCCUGCAGCGCCCGGAGGACCCACUGGUGGAGGAGGCAAAACGCUGGGCCCAGGAAAUGGUUCUGCAGCAACUCCAACCUGAUGGGAACGUGCGCAGCUCCCAGGGGCUGUGGAACACCUCUGCCUCCAGGAACGUCUCCUAUCGCUACCUCGCCGGCUCCCCUCCCUCCAGGAAGAAGUUCCUCACUGUGGGGCUGUCGUCUGUCAAGCGGAAGCGAGGAAACUACCUCCUGGACACGCUGAAGUCCAUCUUCAAACAGUCAACCCAGGAAGAGCUGGAGGAGAUGAUGGUGGUGGUGCACCUGGCUGACCCAGACUCAGAGUGGAACACCCAGGUGGCGAUGGACAUUAUCGCAAGAUUCACUCCCCACCUCCUCCGGGGCCAGCUGCUGGUUAUCCACGCCCCUCCGGAGUGCUACCCACCCCUGGAAGGCCUGAAGAGGAACUACAAUGACGCCGAGGAUCGAGUGCAGUUCAGAUCCAAGCAGAACGUGGACUAUGCUUAUCUCCUCAGCUUUGCUGCCAACCUUUCUUCCUACUACCUCAUGAUUGAGGACGACGUGGAAUGCUCCAAGUCCUUCUUCACGGCCAUCAAGAAGGCAGUGGCAUCCCAGGAAGGCUCCUACUGGGUCACGCUGGAGUUCUCCAAGCUGGGCUACAUUGGCAAACUCUACCACUCCAGUGACCUGCCCCAGCUGGCCAAGUUCCUGCUGCUGUUCUACCAGGAAAUGCCGUGUGACUGGCUCCUGGGGCACUUCCGCCUGCUGCUCACCCAGAAGGAGGUGAUUCGCUUCAAGCCAUCUCUCUUCCAGCACAUGGGCCUGUACUCCUCCUUCCAGGGGACAGUCAACCGGCUGAAAGACAACGACUUCGAGGCAGAUUCCUUGGACCUGCCUGACAACCCCCCGGCUGUGAUGUUCACGGACAUAGACACCUUUGAGGCCUACCUGCCCAGCAAGGCCUACAGCACGAUGCCGGAGUACUUCUGGGGGAAAGCCCCAGCUGCUGGCAGCCACUUCACCAUCGUGUUCCACCAGCCUGCCCGUAUCUCACGGCUCCAGGUCCACACUGGCUCCAAGGAGCGCCACAGCGACUAUCUCCGCGCGGGAGCCGUGGAGCUGGGCAGCCAGCGGCAGGGGAAUGGCAAGGGCUGUGCUCUGUACACCCGCGUCGGAGCCUUUGAGAAGGGACACUUUGAACGGAGGGGCUUGGAGAACAGCACGGCGGCCGCCCCAGAGUGCGUGCGGAUCCUCGUGACAGAGAGUCAGAGUGAAUGGCUUAUCAUCCGCAGCAUCAGCAUCUGGAUCACACCAAACAGCUAAAGAGGGGUGCAGGGACAGAGGCACUGCUGGUGACCUGCAUGGCAGGGAGCUGGCCUCCCUUCUCAGGGGCGAGCGAGUAGUUUGGGGGUGUCUGGUGCAAUGAGGGGCAAUGGAGGGUGGUGGCACUGCCUCCCCAGACAAUGACACCCUGCAGGGGGAGGCACAGUCAGGGCCGAGUGAGGAAGAAAGAUGGGGCAGUGAGGGUCAGGGCAAUGGCACGGCAGGAUCCUGGAAGCGUGGCAGGAUGGUGCAUUAGGGCAAGAAAUGGGAGCUAAUGCAGCAUAUUGAUACUCAGGGCACCCUAUGUCGUUGGGCACUAACUGCCAGGUAUUGGAGAGCCUGCCCCCCUGGCCUGGCCCCACAGAGCUCACUGACUCCUCUGAACUGCUUCCUGUGGGGGCCGUACAGUCAGAACCAGGCCCGGGUAGGGUGUUCUGCUGGGCCAGACCCCAGGAGCGAGACCUGGAAUGGUGCUUGCAGCAGACCGCUGGGGCUCCGGAGAGGUCAGGAGAGCCAGCAGUGCCUGGUUCGCGGCAGAUCUGGGGCAUUAUCUACUGGGGAACUCUAGCCCAGAUAUGGGCAAAAUCAACACCCCAGCGGGUGAGGCUGCUCCCAGGGCAGAGGCAGUCAUGUGGGAAACCUUGGCUCAGGAUCCUACUGCUCACAGCUGACCUGCUCUACCCACGACAGUUUAGUGCUGAGUGUCCAACCUCUCCAGCCUGAUGGCCAAAAUGCUGUACCCCGAAUGCCAGGGGGCUACACUCAUGGUGGGAGAGGCAGGUUAUUAAUCACAUUCAUUACAGCAGUGCCUAGGAACUAACCAAAAUCAGGGCCUGGCUGUGGUAGGUGCUGUAAAAACACAGAGUAGCAGACAAUCCCUGCCCUCAAGUGCUUACAAUCUAACCAGACAAGACAGCCUCCUUGCCAGCCCCCUCCUCACUCCUGACUUCUUCACAAACCAAACUGAGACACUAGAAGCAGGGCCUUGUGUGGCCCCUGGCACCAUGGGGCCAAAUGCAGGGGCAAGAACUCCUCUGGUCUGUGGCAGUGUUCAUCUAGUGUAUCCACAGUUCAGCUCAAGCCUUAGACAAUCGCAAGAUUGGCUUUAAAGUCAUGAGAUUUUUACAAACUUAAAUAAAUAUUUGGUUCUUUUCA
This is a messenger RNA of Dermochelys coriacea (leatherback sea turtle), 3008 nucleotides long. Its product is annotated as alpha-1,6-mannosyl-glycoprotein 4-beta-N-acetylglucosaminyltransferase-like. The record is from RefSeq and is a predicted model, not a curated record. Gene Ontology annotation, biological process: protein N-linked glycosylation. The coding region runs from base 459 to 1853 and encodes 464 amino acids. The transcript is spliced from 4 exons. Gene Ontology annotation, molecular function: acetylglucosaminyltransferase activity. Lineage: Eukaryota; Metazoa; Chordata; Testudines; Dermochelyidae.